GGGCACACAUCCGGGCUUCCGCCGCGCUCCGCACCGCCACAGCGCCCGCGGACGGACGGGGAGACCCGGAGCGCAGGUGGGGCCGUCCCGUCCCGUCCCGUCCCGUUGGCGGAGAGGCGGAACUUCGGCCGAAGUUGCGCGGCGCGGAGGUACGGGGAGGCUCCACGGCUGAUCCUGCUGAGAGCCCCUGAGAUACAGAACUCUAUGGGAACUGAGACCACUUGACUGCACUCAGCACCUUUCAGGAGCAGCCCUAGGCACCGGGGCAGCUCCGACACAGCCCGGCUCACACCGGGGACGGCAGCGUCGGCGCGCGGAGCAGAGGUGAGCGGCCGCUCUGCUUCCCCUCUUUGCUCUUCGUUCCCCAGAAGAUCUCACACGCACUCCCGGCGCUGUCUCAGGGUCCCUCCCCGGCUCUGGACCCUGCCCGUGUGAUUCCUGAGGACAGCACCAACACGGCCAGCCGCAGCUCUGUGCAAGGUUAAACCUUGUGUUUCCCACUGGCUGUGGCUGCAUUCCCCAAGCUGGGCCCUGCUGACGCACACAUCUGCAGGACUGGGACAAUUAAUUCAGCUGCUUUUCAGCUUUCCAGCAGGGCACUAAAUGAGAAUAUGGCCAAUGGCAUUGAAGAUCUUAUUGGGAUCCCAUUCCCAAACCACAGCAGCGAGGUCCUAUGUGGUCUAAAUGAACAGCGACAUGAUGGUCUCCUCUGCGAUGUCAUCCUCAUCGUCCAAGACCAGGAGUACCGGACCCACCGCUCUGUCCUUGCUGCCUGCAGCAAGUACUUCAAAAAACUCUUCACUACCGGCACUUUAACUGACCAGCCCUAUGUUUACGAGAUUGACUUUGUCAAGCCUGAAGCACUUUCUGCCAUCCUCGAGUUUGCCUACACCUCAACCCUCACCAUCACCGCCUCCAACGUCAAGCACAUCCUCAGUGCUGCCAAGAUGCUGGAGAUCCAGUGCAUCAUCAACGUCUGCCUGGAAAUCAUGGAGCCCGGCAGAGGGGAGGAGGAGGAAGAUGACAAAGAGGAUGAAGAUGAUGAUGAAGACGAAGAUGAAGAUGAGGAGGAAGAGGAGGAAGAGGAAGAAGAAGUGGAAGAUUUUGUCAAUCAGGAGAACCUGACUGAUGGCCAAGAAGUAAGCUGUCACCAAAGCCCUUCCAAGUCUGAUCUUACUGAAGAAGCAUUUACCGAAGCACCUAAAGACUUUCCAAAUCACUACCCGGCCAACAACACCUCUGGACACUUGGGCGUGAUACGAGACUUUUCCAUCGAGUCCUUGCUGAGGGAAAACUUGUACCCCAAGGCAAACAUCCCAGAAAGGAGGCCAGCCCUCUCUCCUUUUGCCCCUCCCUUCUUCCCCCAUCUGUGGAAUGGUGAUUUUAGCAGCUUUCCCCAACUCGAAGAGCCGCAGAUAGACAACGGCCCCUUGGAUCUGGUGAUCAAAAAGAGGAAGAUCAAGGAAGAGGAGGAGAAGGAAGAGCUGCCUCCGCCUCCUUUCCCUAACGACUUCUUCAAGGACAUGUUUACCAACACCCCAGCAGCUCCCUUAGGGCACAUUAAGGCCGAGACCGACUAUAGCGCUUAUCUCAAUUUCCUCAGCGCUACCCAAUUCGGAGGAGUUUUUCCUCCGUGGCCCCUGGAGGAAGAGAGGAAGAUAAAGCCCAAGGCAUCCCAGCAGUGUCCCAUCUGCAACAAAGUCAUCAUGGGGGCCGGGAAGCUGCCCCGGCACAUGAGGACCCACACAGGGGAGAAGCCGUAUAUGUGCAAUAUCUGUGAGGUCCGCUUUACCAGGCAGGACAAGCUCAAAAUCCACAUGCGGAAGCACACGGGAGAACGGCCCUACCUGUGCAUCCACUGCAACGCCAAAUUCGUCCACAACUACGACCUGAAGAACCACAUGCGCAUCCACACGGGCGUCCGGCCCUACCAGUGUGAGUUCUGCUACAAGAGCUUCACCCGCUCCGACCACCUCCACCGCCACGUCAAGCGGCAGAGCUGCCGGAUGGCGCGGCCGCGCCGGGGCCGCAAGCCGGCAGCAUGGCGGGCGGCUGGCUUGCUCUUCGGGCCGAGCGGCCCACCGGUGGAGAAGGCCUUCAUGGUGCCGCCAGCCCUGGAGGAGGUGGGCGGCCUUCCCAUGUGCCUUCCCGGCCCCAGCCCCGAGCACUUUCUGAGCGGGACGAAGGCGGCGUUCAGCCUGCAGGAGCUGGAGGACACCCAGAGGAAGCUGCUGCGGCGAGCACAGCUGGACAUGGAGCGGAACGCGGGCAUCUUCGCCUUCGCCCUUGGCCACAGCGACAACCUGGCGGCCCAACCCUUCUUCCCUCUGGCCGACCCGUGGGGCACAGGGUUCAGCGGGCUGGCGGGGUUGGGCCACGUGGCGCCCAUCUCGGAGGCCACCAACUAGCUCACGGUGGGGCCGCUGCCUUCCUCCCCGCCAGACUCCGCCAUGCGCUCGGGGUUGGGUCACCCAACGUUGGUGGCUCCGUCCAAGGCUGCUGUUGUCCUCAGCGCUCCCAAAAUGUCACUUGCCUUAGCAUGGGGCAUGGCCAUCCCAGGGACUCUCUGCUUGGGGGACACUGGACGCCCACGAGCCGUCCAGACUUGGGUUUGGUAUGUUACAUUCCUUGGCCGUUCGGGUCAAAAGGACUUUUGGGAGUUGUUGGUUGUUUUUUGUUGUUGUUGUUGUUGUUGUUGUUUUUCAUGGGUUUUUUUUUUUUUUUUUUAGUUAAUUCCUAACUCUGGCAACAAAACUAGUUCUGAAGGGGAUCCUGGUUGGUUAGUCCUAAACCAUCCAAAAAAAAAAAAAAAAAAGGCUCUAGUAUCACCCAGGUGGAAUCUGGGUGGAAAAGGGGAUAUUUUGCUUAUUUCUUUUUUUCCAUUUCUCAAUUUCACACAGAGAACCAAACCUCAUUUUGAGCAUUUUCACUCCAGUUGCUUAAAAAGGUGAAGAAAGAUUUGGGGGAGAAUCAGAAAUGUUUAGAUCCGGAGCUUUGGGAAAACAAACCACGAGGGAAUUCUGAAAUGAGAAUCAUUUCAAACCAAAGAUUCGGAAUUGCUCACUGAGAAUUCACCAUUGCUGACCAUGGAUGUUGGUCCUCACUUCACUCUUCUGUCUAAUUCCUACCUACACGUUGAUGGCAAAACUCAACCACACGCUUGGGUGUCCCUGAAUCUGCAGUGCUGGUUGGAAAAAAUUCCGAUGCACAAAUUUUCCUGCUGCUGGCAUCAAGGGGGCCUUGUGGGGAAGGGGCCACUGAAAAAGUUUCUUGCAGACGUGGUUGUCUGCUUGCCAGAGAGUAGAAAUCAUCUGUGUCCACCGUUUGCUGGUUUAGAUCUAAAUGCUAAGAAGUGUGGCUUUUCCUUUCCUCUGCUUCGACAAAUGAAAGGGGACGAGGGGGCCGCCGUCCAUCUCCAUCCAGUCCUUGGCUUGCCCAUGGAUGGUUCCGCUCUGACGCGGAUGGGGGUAGUGGAGAAAAACGUACGGAGAGAAGAAAGAAAACCUUUUGAAGCUGCAUCAAACUCUUUUUCUUUUAACUCUGUGCCGACUUCCUACACGGCAAUGUUUUGUAGAGGACUGGUUCCUUCAGGUGUUUAUUUUGGAGUCGUUGUAAAAUAUCCAAAGAUGCUGAGUACUGUAUGAUCUACAAGAACUUGAAGCACGUUGUGGGGGGGGGGAGGGGGGGGGGGGGUUGUUUUUUUGUUUUUGUCCUGAUUUGUGAUUUUGCUUUUUUUUUUUUUUUUUUUCCUGUUUGUCUAUGGGGGAAAACAUUUGCAGUUUUUCUAUUUAUAACUAUUUUUAUGUGAUUGCUUUAUGUACAAAACAAUGGGGGAAAAAAAAAGAAAAAAAAAGAAAAAAAAAAAGGGGAGAGAGAAACACACACACCAAUAAAUUUGCCUUAGUUACUCACGGGACAAUCACCCUUAACUUUCAUUGAAGCUAGAAAGCGAAUGAAAAUUUUUAAAAAAAGAAAGAAUUUUACGUAUUUAUUAAACUCUAUGAAUUGAUGCUGUUAAAUUAUUAGCAGGACUUGGUGCUCUUGCCUGUGGCCACGCUGAGGAAGCUGAGCUGCCCCCCAACCUCGGCUCCACCUGUACAUAGUUUUGGAAAUCCAGAGCGACCACACGUUCUGCAGCACCCCACUGGAUGGGGAUGCUGGCAUGGCAAUGCUGAUGGCCACUAAUGAGUUAAGGUUGAUUCUCCCGCGUUGCGCUGGGUUGGGUUGUACAGAGCUGGGUGCGCGUUUUGGGGCAGGUGGGUGGAGGAGAGCAAACCCUAUGGUGGUGGCACACGGUGACUCCAGGCCACAGGUAUUUUGGUGGGUGGGGCUGACAUCCCAUCCCAGCAGCAGAGCACUGUGGAAGGUGCCCAGAGAGCUGCGGGUGCCACAUCCCUGGAGGUGCUCGAGGCCACGUUGGAUGGGCUUUAACAUCCCUUCUGAACCAACUAUUCCGUGGUUCUAUGGUUCUGUAAUCUUUGAGGUCCCUUCCAGCCCAAGCCAGGCUGUGGUUCUGUGAGUCAAUGCUGUGGGGCUCUAUGCAGCUUAUGGGGUGGUGGUCCUUGGUCAUCUUACCCCAUGUCCUGUGGUCCAGCUGUGGCAGGCCCCGACAGCGGAUACCAUUGUGAUCCCAUCAUUCACACUGCAGCUAAGAAGCUGCAGAAUUUCCACGUUAUUUUAAUGCUAUUUUUUAAAAGAGGUGUAGGAGCCUGGAGGGCAGGUUGUGGGUGUCAGCAGUGGGACCCACUCCGUGUCAUUCAAAUUCCACACUAGAGAAUAGGCACCCUGUGCCUAUUGAGACACCCCCGUGCUGAACGCUCAGCUUUAGGUGUCCUCAUCUUUAGGCACCUGGUUAGUGGGCAUGGUGGGGAUGGGUUGAACUGGAUGAUCUCAAAGGCCUUUUCCAAACUGAGUGAUUCCACGACUGUGCCUGCCAAGUGAUUUCCAUCCAUUGGUUGCAUGGAAGCAGGCAGGAGAGUGAUUCCCCUGUUCAAGUUGGGGAUGGACCACCUUCAGCAUCAUUAUGGUGGUCUCUCUUCCAUCUACUCAUGCGGUUUGGAAAUCUAGCUUGGUCUCACUGCCCUACUUUUGCAGCGAGUUAUGGUGAAGCUUCUCACCACCACUGACAUUGCUGGUGUUCGGGCAGCCAGAUGUUGUCCAGCCCAUCCGGGGCAGGCCAGACAAACCCUACCACCUCCGCAAAGAGAGGUACAGUGCUAAGAGAGCUCUGGUCUCCCAAAUCUGGCUUCGCAGCUCACGUGGUGCUGAGCAUCCUUGUCAGCGCCUUCACCUUGGGGAGCGAGGUUUUCAUUUUAUAUUUUAAAUCUUGUGGCUUUCAACCUGAUCUUAUAUUCUGAUUUACUUAUAAUGUCAAAAAAAAAAAAAAAAAAAAAAAGGGAAAAAAAAAGAAAAAAAAGAAAAAAAAAAAGAAAAAAAAAGGACUUGCAAGGGGAGGGUGAAAUGAAUAUGUGAAAAUCGCUCGGAGGAGCCGUGUGCUAAUCGGGCACAUGGGAAUGACGGGAAGAAAACCAGCUUUGGGAGAUGCUUGUUAGCAGCAACAUAUGGCUACACUCUGCUCUCGAGCAGCUGCUGUCAUCUGCUGGAGCACCCAGAGCAAAAAGGAAAAGAAAAAGAAAGGAAGGAAGCUUGCACUUUGGGCAGCAAGAGGCAAAUAUAGGGAGACCUUUUUGUUGUCGGGAAUGCCUCGUGAUUGGGUUCGUGGGGUCUGCUGUCACCCUGUGGCACAGCCUGCACCUCCUUGGGCUGCGUGUGACUUCCUUCCCAAGUGGAAAAACAAAACAGAGAAAAGGGAAACAGGCAAAAGCCCUUCCUGCAGAAGAUGCCCCAUGGCCCUGCUGCUCUCUGCCCCUUUGGCCCCAGGAGCUGUGCCACCCCGCUGGCUGUAGGGAACAUACCUGUGGCGUGGAAAUGCCUUUUUGUUCAUUGUUCUCUUGUGUCGAACUGGUGUUUCACACGACUUGCACUAUGGGCUGUAGGCAGAAUGCUGUCAGAUCUCUUGUUCCCCUCUCUCGUUUGGUCGCGACUCCCCUUGGCUAAUGAAGCGGCUGUCCUAUAGGUGUCCCUGUUGCACAUUUUACACCCCUGGAGGAAAAUAAAGUGUUACCGAAGCA
Messenger RNA from Gallus gallus (chicken), 6131 nucleotides. It is a transcript of the gene ZBTB7C, whose product is annotated as zinc finger and BTB domain containing 7C. Bases 612 to 2408 code for a protein of 598 amino acids. The transcript is spliced from 7 exons. Gene Ontology annotation, biological process: regulation of transcription by RNA polymerase II. The record is from RefSeq and is a predicted model, not a curated record. Gene Ontology annotation, molecular function: RNA polymerase II cis-regulatory region sequence-specific DNA binding; DNA-binding transcription factor activity, RNA polymerase II-specific; protein binding. NCBI's taxonomy places the organism in Eukaryota, Metazoa, Chordata, Aves, Galliformes, Phasianidae.